Molecule: messenger RNA, 1955 nt
Organism: Dipodomys ordii (Ord's kangaroo rat)
Lineage: Eukaryota; Metazoa; Chordata; Mammalia; Rodentia; Heteromyidae
Gene: Ednra
Product: endothelin receptor type A
Exons: 8
Coding region: 158-1438 (426 amino acids)
Biological process (GO): regulation of blood pressure; enteric nervous system development; vasoconstriction
Cellular component (GO): membrane
Molecular function (GO): endothelin receptor activity
Source: RefSeq, a predicted model, not a curated record
CCCUCACCCCGCGGCGAUCCCCGCCGCCGCUCUCCGCGCCACCCACCCUCGCCAGCUGCGGCCGCGGCUCGCCGGCUCCACGGUGAACUAAAAAAAGCAACCAACCAAGAACGUCUAAAAGCAUCACAAUAAAACACUUCUUCAGAUCUGCAUCAAGAUGGAAACCUUUUGCCUUAAGAUUUCCUUUUGGCUGGCCCUGGUUGGAUAUGUAAUGGGAGAUAAUCCUGAGAGAUACAGCACCAAUCUAAGCAAUUACGAGGACGGCACUGGUUUUCACGGAACAGAGCUCAACCUCCUUGUCACCACUCAUCGGCCCACGAAUUUGGCUGUACCCAGCAAUGGCUCAAUGCACAACUACUGCCCACAGCAGACUAAAAUUACCCUAGCUUUCAAGUACAUUAACACGGUGAUAUCUUGUACUAUUUUCAUCGUGGGAAUGGUGGGGAAUGCAACUCUACUCAGGAUCAUUUAUCAGAACAAGUGUAUGAGGAAUGGACCCAAUGCACUCAUAGCCAGCCUGGCCCUCGGAGACCUGAUCUACGUGGUCAUUGAUCUCCCUAUCAACGUAUUUAAGCUGCUGGCUGGGCGCUGGCCUUUUGACCACAAUGACUUCGGUGUGUUCCUCUGCAAGCUGUUCCCCUUCCUUCAGAAGUCAUCAGUGGGGAUCACCGUCCUCAAUCUCUGUGCGCUCAGCGUCGACAGGUACAGAGCAGUCGCCUCCUGGAGUCGAGUUCAAGGAAUUGGAAUUCCCUUGAUUACUGCUAUCGAAAUCGUCUCUAUUUGGAUCCUUUCCUUUAUCCUGGCCAUCCCUGAAGCAAUCGGUUUUGUCAUGGUCCCCUUUGAAUACAGGGGUGAACAGCACAAAACCUGUAUGCUCAAUGCCACAUCCAAGUUCAUGGAGUUCUACCAAGAUGUGAAGGACUGGUGGCUCUUUGGGUUUUACUUCUGCAUGCCUUUGGUGUGCACUGCGAUCUUCUACACCCUUAUGACGUGUGAGAUGUUGAAUAGAAGGAACGGCAGCCUGAGGAUUGCCCUCAGCGAACAUCUCAAACAGCGUCGAGAAGUGGCGAAAACUGUGUUCUGCUUGGUUGUAAUUUUUGCACUCUGUUGGUUUCCUCUGCACUUGAGCCGCAUUUUGAAGAAAACUGUGUACGAUGAGAUGGACACAAACCGCUGUGAACUGCUUAGUUUCUUGCUGCUCAUGGAUUACAUCGGUAUUAAUUUGGCAACCAUGAAUUCCUGUAUAAAUCCGAUCGCUCUGUAUUUUGUGAGCAAGAAGUUUAAAAAUUGUUUCCAGUCGUGUCUCUGUUGCUGCUGUCACCAAUCUAAAAGCCUGAUGACCUCAGUCCCCAUGAAUGGAACAAGCAUCCAGUGGAAAAACCACGACCAAAACAAUCACAACACAGAGAGGAGCAGCCACAAAGACAGCAUUAACUAACCAUUGAAGAAACGUGGAUCCAUGUUCCUUCAAGUCCUGCAGGGGACUUGUCAUCUGGCAACUAUGUCUCCGGAAAUCUCUUCUGAGCUCCUCUUCCUUCACUCAGUCCCACUUCCCCCAAUGUAUUCUACAAGUGCUUCGCCAGAGUGGACUAGCUUAUAUCCAUGAAUCUUCUUUACUUAAGCUCAUAUAUUCUGCAUGUUCAAACACUCAAAAAUGGCAGGAGUGGGAGAGAAUGGAGCCUGUUCAAUGAAGCCAGAAGGAUUUUUUGCUACCUUUGCAUGAAAACAGUUUUGAGUACAUGACCAGCUUUGAUGGUGGUUCUAUGCAGCGUUCCACAACAACUGGUCAUCGGAAGAAUUGAGAAAUUGAGACCAAAUAUUUUUCUUUUUUGGCCAAGCAUAACAUGGAUUUUGGACACUUUUCUUUGAAAUGUCAUUCAGUGCCAGUAUUUUUUUUUUUACUGUAUAAUAGCCUAGAACUGUUUGAGCUAAUUUACAUAUAUUUUGUAAAAAAA